This is a messenger RNA of Aspergillus pseudonomiae, 3631 nucleotides long. RefSeq names its product cation-transporting P-type ATPase PCA1. Gene Ontology annotation, cellular component: membrane. Lineage: Eukaryota; Fungi; Ascomycota; Eurotiomycetes; Eurotiales; Aspergillaceae. Gene Ontology annotation, biological process: monoatomic cation transport. The record is from RefSeq and is a predicted model, not a curated record. The annotation marks the transcript as partial. The transcript is spliced from 3 exons. Gene Ontology annotation, molecular function: ATPase-coupled monoatomic cation transmembrane transporter activity; ATP hydrolysis activity; ATP binding.
CUAUGGUUGGCCAACCUUAUUCUCGUAGCACCUGCUCUUCUGGUUGUUGCGGCGAACAACACAAAGAGAUCAACACCAGUGAUACCGGCGUGCCCCAGACUUCUGACCAAGGGCAAACCGCGAACCCUCGCUCCACUGAGAAACCACAGGAAGCAGACCCCAAUAAACCUAACUGCUGUAAAGAUAAGCCAUCUCCCUGUUGUGAUGUCUCUUGCCUUGAUCGUAUCGCCCUCCGUGAAUGCCAUAAAGAGCAGAUACGAUCAUCUAAUGAGGCAGCUCCAAAGGCUUCGACCCUCAGUUGCCAAAGUCCUGACGGAAGACCAUGUGACCAGCACCGUCGCUCAGCGCGCACCAAAUACAUGGCCACACUGGAAGCUCUGGGCUGUAUUUGCCGUGCUUUGAUAGCCCUCGGACAGGAAUCCUGCUGUGUACCGCCAGGACGCUCCUCCCUUGGUCAAAGCCGUCGCUCUAUUGACUCUUGCUGUGCAUGGGGCAGUCCGGAAUCCGAUAAAUGCCGCAACGGGAGUGUGAGGACUGGAGAGCGUUGCUCAAGCGGCUGCUGCGAUCCUCCUAAGGCUCCUACCGUGGUUAAGCAGUGUCCCUCCACUAGCAAGGGGAAGGCCGUUACCUCCAGCAGCUGUUGCAGUAAAGGUGAAACGUCUGAAUUUGCCAGAUCGCAUGCCUCCACUACGAAGGGUGAGUUGAGCAAUAGCAGGACACUUCCGAAGGGCUGCUGCGGUGAAUCAAAGGUCUAUCCGAGUUCAUCUGCCGAGCGGUGUUCGUCUCCUGAAAAAGGAAUUCCUGGCGCCGCAAAUGCUGAUAGAUCCGGACCUGUUACCUGUUCAACUGGCUGUUGCGGUAAGCCCGCAACAUCUCCAUGCACAAUGACCAAAGAAACAUCUGGCGACUUAAUCGAGGCCAUCCCGGCCGCUGCUACUCCUGACCUAGAAAAAAGAAUGACGGGCCAGGAGCAUGUCGUUUUGAGUAUAUCGGGGAUGACCUGUACCGGGUGCGAAACAAAACUGACCCGAACUUUGGGUACACUGCAGUCCGUUCAGAACCUGAAAAGUAGCUUGGUGCUUUCCCGAGCAGAGUUCGAUCUCGACGUGGGUAUUCAGUCUCUCGAUGACGUGUUGAAGUAUUUGGAAAGGACCACCGAGUUCAAGUACGAGCGAGUCACGGAUCGAGGAUCUCGCGUCGAUGUUAUCACACCCAAUGCCCCUGAGUUCAUGAAGCAAGACUGGCCGCGUGGCGUGACCGAGAUGACACUUAUUGACGAUGGAAGCAUCAAUGUUACUUUCGAUGCGAAGAUAACUGGAGCGCGAGAUCUGGUUGAACAUGGCUGGGGCCGUCCUCUCAGCCUGGCUGUUCCUCUGCCUGACCCGACACUCCAAGCUGGUAUCAAGCAUGUGCGCCAUAUGGGAUACAUGACUAUUCUGUCCAUUAUUUUAACAGUACCUGUCUUGGUCAUGGCUUGGGCUCCACUUCCAGAGAGGGAAACCGCCUAUAGCUCUGCAUCGCUGGCACUGGCGACAGUUGUUCAAGUUGUCAUUGCGGGCCCGUUCUACCCAAAAGCAUUGAAAGCCUUAGUCUUUUCUAGGAUUAUUGAGAUGGACCUGCUCAUUGUGCUGAGCACGAGCGCCGCCUACAUCUUCUCAGUAGUUUCAUUUGGAUAUUCCAUUGCGGGCCAGCGACUCUCCACUGGUGAGUUCUUCGAGACCAGCACGUUGCUGGUUACUUUGAUAAUGGUUGGUCGGUAUGUCGCCGCACUUGCUCGUCAGAAAGCCGUCGAAUCCAUUUCGCUUCGGUCACUUCAGAAGCCUACUGCUAUCCUCACGGAUUACUCCGGGUCAAGUGAAAAAGAGAUUGAUGUCAGGCUGCUUCAAUAUGGGGACAUCUUCAAGGUCUUUCCAGAUUCUCAGAUUCCUACCGACGGCACAAUUAUCGGAGGCUUGUCAGAGGUCGAUGAGUCAAUGAUUACUGGAGAGUCUAUACCGGUAGACAAGUCCCUUGGAUCUGCCGUUGUCGCAGGAUCUGUGAAUGGAUCUGGAACGUUGAUUGUCAAACUGACGCGUCUCCCUGCUGAUAAUACAAUCUGUACCAUCGCAGGGAUGGUAGAUCAAGCAAAGGUGUCAAAAGCAAAGAUCCAGGAUAUCGCGGACCGAGUGGCGAGCUACUUUGUCCCUGUGGUAGUCGCUCUGACGAUCAUCACCUUCGUGAUCUGGAUUGCAGUGGGCAUUACAGUGCGAAACCAGUCUGGAUCUCGAGCAACCACGGAGGCCAUAACAUACGCUAUCACUGUUCUAAUUGUUUCUUGUCCCUGUGCGAUCGGCCUGGCAGUACCUAUGGUAAUCGUUAUCUCCAGCGGCGUCGCUGCCAAGCGAGGCAUCAUUUUUAAGAGCGCGGAUAGCAUCGAGCUUGCCUUCAAGACUUCCCACGUUGUAUUCGACAAAACCGGAACACUCACCCAAGGCAAACUGAUCGUUGCUAUUGAGCAUAUACACACCAUGAGGGAUUCCAUGCCCCUACUUCUCGGGCUAGUGGGGAGUAACAAGCACCCAAUUUCCGCCGCCGUUACUGCACAUCUGAAGGCCCAGGGGAUAUCGGCGUCUACUGUCGCUGACACGAAACUACUAACCGGCAAAGGUGUCGAAGGGUCUGCACCAGGAGCCAUCCUCCGCGCAGGAAAUUCACGAUGGCUCAACCUCUCGUCCCAUCCGCAGGUCCAAUCUGUCCUCGAACAAGGCUACACAGCAUUUUGUUUCACCAUCAACGACAAUCUCGCCGCCGUCUUUGGCCUAGAAGACUCACUCCGCCCAGACGCCCUCGCAACCAUCACCAAACUCCAGCAACGUGGUAUAUCUGUCCACCUCCUCUCAGGUGAUGACGAUGGCGCCGUCCAGUCCGUCGCAAGGCAGCUCGGCAUCGCAGCUGAAAAUACCCGCUCCCGCUGCACCCCUGCCAGCAAACAGGCCUACAUCGAAGCCCUCCUGGACCCAGUCGAUCAAUCUGCUCCCAAGCGGAAUCCAACAACAAUCUUCAUCGGCGACGGCACAAACGACGCCAUCGCCCUCGCCACCUCCACAAUCGGUGUACACAUGAACCACGAAACCGGCACCGACGUUGCCAAAUCCGCCGCAGACGUUGUGCUGAUGCGGCCCAGCCUACUCAGCAUCCUGACGAUGAUCAACAUCAGUGAGAAGGCGGUGUGGCGGAUCAAGUUCAAUUUCGGCUGGAGCUUUGUGUAUAACUUGUUUGCCAUCUUGCUCGGUGCCGGGGCGUUUGUGGAUGCCAGGAUUCCGCCAGAGUUUGCGGGGCUGGGGGAGCUGGUUAGUGUCUUGCCUGUUGUUCUUGCGGCUGUGCUCUUGAAGUGGGCAAGGGUUUAGGUACGAAGAUACAUAUGGCAAAGGUUUGGAUUCUGUAUCGUGAGGAGUUACGUUGCAUGGUGGGUCAGCUUAUGCAAUUGACAGCCAGCACUGCCAUGGGGCAGGACAAAAGCUCCAUGGCCGCGUCAAACGUAUAUCCAGUUUGGCGCCAAGCAAUUGACAAGCGCUCUUACAUGUCAUAUUUCUGAAGAAGGUAAAGCAUGAAUUUUCAAUGAUCAGGUAUUAGGUCUAAGAUGAUAAUACUG